Lineus longissimus is the source of this 3002-nucleotide messenger RNA. RefSeq names its product polymerase delta-interacting protein 3-like. The record is from RefSeq and is a predicted model, not a curated record. The coding region runs from base 70 to 1782 and encodes 570 amino acids. Gene Ontology annotation, biological process: poly(A)+ mRNA export from nucleus. Gene Ontology annotation, molecular function: mRNA binding. Gene Ontology annotation, cellular component: nucleus; nuclear speck. NCBI's taxonomy places the organism in Eukaryota, Metazoa, Nemertea, Pilidiophora, Heteronemertea, Lineidae. The transcript has 11 exons.
GUCGACUGCGCUUGCGCAUUGUCAUUAGUUGGAAGGAUUCGUUGACGCAACACCGAUUGAACUCGCAAAAUGGAUGUAUCUUUGGACGAUUACAUGCGAAAUAGGGGCCUAAACUCCUCCAAGAGAGGAAGGCAAAAUGGUGCUGGGCGCGGGCGUGGGCGCGGCGGACAGGGAAGAGGUGGUCAGAGGUUUGGUGGGGACAGGCAGCAGAAGCAGAGUAUACAGAGUCCUCAAGGAGUCAAGGCUGGGAAUGGGAGGAUGAUCAGGGGCAGGGGCAGGAAGCAACAUACUGGUAACAGGCAGAUCACCCCCAAAAAGACUGGAAAUAAUAACAGUAACAUUGCCAGCCGACUUGGAAUAAAGAAAUCUCCUUUGCUACUGAUUCAGCAAAAUAAAUUGGCCAUGAGAAUAGCAGCAAAUAAUAAACAGAAAUUUGGAGCCGGCAGAGUGACUGGAAACCAGCAACAAGGAUUUAUGACAAAGAAACUUGAUGCAAGAUUAAAACUGGCCCAGAAAAAGCUAAAAAUUACAGACGCUCGGCAGAAAAUUCUGCAGAAGACAAAGGGGCAGACUUCAGAUGCUCGAAUCACUAUUCAAAAUAAUCUUGCCAAAAAAGGACUUGCUACUAAGAAAAAGAAACCUCCACAAUCAAAUAAGAGUAUCAUCAAUGCAGCCAUUCCAAAGGUUGUGUUUAAAAAUACACAGGCGCAGCAGCAGAACAAAAGACAAGCAGUGACCACACAAGAUUCCAGCGGGAGCAUUUUGAGAACAGUUGACUGCAGGCCACCUGGGCAGCAAGGAAUUCCAAUGAGAACUGUAAAAAACAAAUCAGCUGUGCCAUUGUCACCAUCAUCUCUUCAAGCAGACGAGGAUGUGGUUCUCACAAGGACUGUGAAUCAGCAAGUUCGAGGAGGCGGCCGGAGGCGUGGACGUGGACGGGGUAACACUGUUCAGAUUGCUCGGACAGUACCUCAAGAUAUUGUCAUGAUGGAUGAUGAUGAGCCUGUGUCAUUGAUGACCAGGACUGUUCCUAACCAGACAAGGUCCUUUGCCAGAGGUAGUAUGCUGAUAACUACUAGAGGUGCACCACAGCCUGUCAGACAGGCCCCAGCCCCAGUACAGUACGUCCAGCUCCAGGCACCAGCUCCAGUACAGUACAUGGAAGAAGACGACCCGUACACUUCACAAGGCCAGUUGUUUCUGGGAGGAGGGAGUGGCCAAGGCCGAGGCACUUUCGCCAGAAUGUCAAACGAUCAGUUUCAAGAGCCAGUGCAGGUAGCACAGCAAAUCAUCAGGAGGGCAGCGCCGCCAAGACCUAAGAAGGCGACACCUGUUGUCAAAAUCAUAAAUGAGGAGGAAGAUGUUGUGCUCAGUCCGCUGCAGGGCUAUAAAGUCAUGGUGACAAAUCUUCAUCCUGUUGUUACACAAGAUGAUAUCAUAGAGUUAUUUGCUGCAGUUGGUCCUCUAAAGCGUGUGCGUAUUCCAAGGAAAAGUGUAGCUGAGGUUGUGUUUGUCAACAGGGAUGACGCGUUGACUGCUGUGAGGAAAUAUCAUAAUAGAGAACUUGACUCCCAACCAAUGCAGCUGAAAUUGGUGACACCUCUUCCCUCCAAGGAUGUUCAAACUCCGGUAUUUAGGUUGCCAAAAUCUGCAGCAUCAGACGGCCCAAAGGAGAAAGUAGACAUUGAUAUGUCUGUUGUACACAAAGCUCUGUUCAGAACAAAUUCUAAGGAUCCCAGUGCACCCCCUCCGAAGCCAGUCACAUUCACAGUGAAAAUAUAAACAUUUACGAUGUGUGGAUUUUUGGACAUUGAAUUGACUUUUGGAGUCAAGGAUUUUGAAGUGACUUUUGUGUCAACGACGGUGAUUUUUAAUACAUCUUCCAAAUUAUGACAGAAUGUUUUGUUGUAUCUGUAAUUCCGAUGUAAAUUCUCAAAAAAUUUGGUUCAACUGUUAGAAAAUAUUAAGUUGCUUAAUCUGAGCUCGAUGGACUGUCAUUUUAUGAUCAUCUUCCAUUGGGAAACCCAUUCACACUGCCAUUAUAUUCACGUCAGAGAAACUAUUUAUGUUGUAAAUUAAUAGGCAUUCAUUACAGUAGUUGGACAAUUAUAGGCCUACAUGCAGUGAAUAAGGAAUUAUGAUGAAACAUUUAUCAAAUAGGGGGCCGUUGAUUUGGUAUGUACACUCAAUUUUUCAGUUCUACCCCCCCUUGUCACCAUGCGCCUGGACCACCACCUGCAUACAUCUACUAAAAGGUUGUCAGUUGAUUUGUGUAUGUAGUCAGUGCCACAGUUAAUAUUGUCAGUCUGCAUAAUAAAAUAUGAUGAAAGUUGCUUUUGUAAACAAAGGUACAUUAGUAUUUCAUAACAUUCGAAAUCAGUUGACUCUUAUAAUUUUCACUUGAAAACUCAUCUCUUUCAUACUAGUGGCAGGUUGAUCAAAUUGCCCUUUCAAUCCUCCUCAACCUGCAAAUGUAUUAAAAAUGAACAUCAAAUUUACUAAUGAGUUCUACCCUUAGUUGCCUACAUACUAGAUAAAUUGCCCCCCAACGGUGAUUGAUGCAUAAGCGACAAAGGCCCUUGCCUUCAGCAGGUUGAGCUGAUUAUCCAUUUGUUUAACUUUUUUUCCAGUCGUUGGUGUAGGAUGUUUUGUUAAUCGGUAAUCCUGUACAUUUAGAUAAUUGUCGGAUUCCUGCAGAUGAAUAUUUAUAGUAUUAAUAAAAGCAAAGAUUUCUGUUGAAAGCUAAGAAUUUUAAACUUUUCGUUUUCCAUCACCAGAUGACUGAUUCUUAAAGGGCUUAGACAUAGUCAGAAAGAUUUUAGUGUUCCUGCUGCCCUUGUGUAUGUAUAUCAUACAUGUACACUUCAAACUUCUCUUAGCAAAGAAAAUGCUCGCAUUUUAAGUGUGGUUAAUCUAAGAACUAUUUUAUGAAAAAAAUGUGUCAUUUGGCCACAAGUGUACAGUAUUGUUGAACGAAAAUAAACACUGUUCUAUUCUCAAAA